AAUCGUACAUGUGUACCCAAAAAUGUUCAAUGAAAACAGUAUGGAAAUUAAAGAAGAAGACUUAUGUGUAAUGGAGCGUCGAAUGGCGAAAAAAUAAGAAUUUUUUUGACAAUCACAAUCAAUACGCCAUUUUCGUUAAUUAAUUUCAUUUGACAGCAAUGCAAAAAUUAGACAUUGUUUACAAUUUUACGAAAAUUUAAUCUACAAAUUAAAUGGUUCAACCAGCAAAUCGAAUUCAAUCAAAUCAAUUGAAAAAAUGAAUGUGUCGAAUGUGACGCACAGUCAAUGAAAAUAUUGCAUUAAACAGUUUCGCAUUUGGAUCAAAACUAAAUUUAGAAUGUCAAAGUUGAUAAAUAUUCGCAAUUAGCGGAUGUGAUAAAACGAUUUUUGCGUGAAAAGUGAAUUAUAAUUAGAAAUCGACGAUAUUGUCCAGGUCUAUGACAUCUAUUGGAUGAACCAUCACGCCGGGAAGUUAAUAAGGAAUCGGAAAAUCACAAUUCCAUUGAAGCCGGAUUAACUGGCAAAAACAUGUACGAGACUCCCGAAACGAAUACUGAACCGACAACAUCUAACUCGGAUCAAACUAAAGAAGAUCAACUUCCAGCAGUCGAUACGCCUGAUGGAGUUCGCGUGCAAAAAGUGCACGUCCCAGAAACGACAACCACUCCCACAAUCCUACAGAAUAACGAUACUAAACUGGAAGAAAUAAAAAUUGUUGCGGUCGCAUCUGCGGCUACCGACGAAUCAAUUAGUAAAAUCAUAAACGACGAACAAGAAGCAGAGAGCAAAUCAAUAAAAAGUGUAAAUAAAACUGAUGAUGUGAAAUCGUCCGAUGAUCGGAAUGAGACACGCGUAAUAUCCCUGGAUACGAUAAUUCGGAAAGGCCUGAACGAACAAAUGCCCAUGACAGCCAAAGAUAUCGACAAUAUUGUACCGAAUGCCAUCAAACAACAACAGGAUGCCAGUUUGAAACAAAGCGAAAAGCUAGCCAGCGAAAAGGAAUUCGCUUUGGUGUAUGAAUCGAGUGACGACUAUCAAUCGUCGGUCGAUGAUAAAUUCGAAGACGAAGUGGAAGUUAACGCUAAGCAGCCAGGCGACGAACAGAAAACAUUUGCUGAAACGAAAGCGGUUGAGACGACUGACGACAAAGAACAGAAGAAUGUGACGCCACAGUUAAUAUGCGAAACAGUGCUCGAAGAAAAACUUGCUACAGAUGCUACUGGUGCUACGGAUCUGUCAAUGAAAGAUGUUGAUGAAAGUCAAUUGGAAUCGACACAGUUGAAUGAAUCUAAUGACUCUAGUGCAUCUGAUCAUUCUUUUGACGAUUUCGAUAGUGACUCAGGUUCGGCUCACAGUUUACACAAGAAGCGCAAACAUCGCGAAAGCACGGCAGUGGAAAACACAGUUGACGAUGAUGCAGACAAAAAGUAUGCCGACGAGGUUGGUGACGAGGUUGGCGAGGAUCUAACUAAUGAUCCUGGACCACGACUGAAUCGCCGUGGAAAACCACGUAAGUCCUAUGACGAAACUGACAAUGAACAAGUGAAGAAGAAAGUCGGCAGAAAAAUGAAAAUUCAACGUUAUGCAGGUCCGAAACGUCCAGGUGUUCGGGGACGUCCGAAACGCGAUGACGGGCUAAGCUGUUACAAGGACUUGAAUCCAGCGAACAAUUCAUCUGCUGCAACACCAAUGGACGAAUUAAUGGCACUUGGGCACAGUUUGUUUUCGGAAUUUGCCCCAAAAAAACCGGGCAGACCAAAACGCGAAAAUUAUUUGCCCGAAAUAAAUCCUGAACCCGAAGUCGAUGCAACAAAUGAGAUGACCGCUGACAAUGUGGUUCGAGUACAACAAAAUAUUGAUGAUCCGUCAACGCAUCCGCAAUUAAUGUUCAGACGAAAGCCGGGACGGCCAAAAAUCGACAAAGAAAGUGGAGGGCAUAUUGUGUUCCAAAACAGUGAAUUGACUGUGGUCAACAAACCGGCGAAAGUUAAGGGCGAAGUCGUUGAUUCACAAGAUGACACGGGAAUGGUAAUGCAUCAUUCAAAAGACAUUUCCAUUGUUCCGAUCAUCAAAGCAGUUACGAACAAAGACAUAAGUCGAAGCUACAAUUUACCAAUUGAAACAACAAUCACCAGCUACGGUCACGACAGAUCCUUUCAAGAGGCGAAUAUCCGUAAUAUGAAACAGGACCCAGAUGAUAAUACGUAUUCGAUGGCACCAAUCGACGAUAUGCUAGAAGUGCAUCACGUUGAAGAGUACAUUCCUGAAAUCUAUGACGGCUCUGACGGACGACGACGAGGUAGAAAACCGAAAGUCGAACGUUCAACAUAUUCUGAAAUGACACUCAGUGAACCGUACGUACUGAGUGGUGAUAGACAGCACAGCAAAUCCAACAACGGUGGAAGCAUAAGUGUCAAAAAAAUUGAAGAUUUACUGGAAAUUCCUACCCGAAUGCCAACGUUGCAAGACUUUUCCUAUCCGGAAUUGACAUUGUCAACCACAAACAAGCCAUCUUCCAACAACAACUCCCGAUUGAAUCCACUGUCAGCGCAGGUCGCACAUCGAGCCAUAAACAAGCGAGUGCGAGGAAGCCGACUGUCUGGCACGAAACCGACAUAUGCCGAGUUGAGUGAAAGCAGCAACGAUGUGCCAGAAAGCAGCGAACGCAGUAUGUCCAAGGCCAGAAAGGUCCAUUGGAAGCAACAGAAGAAAGUGAAACAAGCAGUAAAACCUCAUUGGGGCGAACAGUGGAAAGCCAAUUUAAAUUCUGCCAAAAAUCUAGCUGCACUACCUGACGACAAUGGUGGUGGGAAAGAAAUUUCUUCGCAAGAAGCUACCUCAAAUUUAUCGGCUCUAGCCGACGAAACGAGUCCAGCACUUCCAAUCAAUCCGAUCGGAUUGAGUACACCAAAGACUGAAGUCGCUCACAAAGAAUUCGAUGAAUCUGUGAAGGAAAUUCUGCAGAUGAGACAAAAACGAGUUCCGAAACUGAAGUACAGUUCUUAUGACUUUAAGGUUCGCAGAGAUCCCAACAAACCGAAAAUGGUCCUGAAAUUUAAGAAGAAAUACUACAAGAAGAAGAAGAGCCUCAUCACAACACCGGUUGCAUCACACGACAGUGGCACUGGUACUACAAAUUAUGAACCAGAGUCAAAACUUCAAGCCGAAGGUGAAACGCCACCAGUUAAAGUUUACAAAAAGCCAGGACCAAAGCCAAAACCCAAACUGCCAGCACCUAUUCAGUCACCUACGAUACUAUCCAAUCAAGACUCCACUACUCCAACAACGUCAAAGGAUGCAGAGCGCAUCAAACGGAAAUAUGUUCGAAAGUCUAUCCAAGCAGAGGCACAUCAGGAUGAGCCAUCAAUAUCGCCCGCAAUCGACAAUGCCGAUGAAGUGCAGAGUAGCAAACGCAAGUCGUACGAUACCUGUCAGGCAAGUGGAUUGGAAACCGUUAAUAAGAAAGUGAAAAACGUCAAACUAACCGAGCUGGAUGAUCAGUCCACGAGCAAAAUCUAUUUGGAAAAUUACAACAAAGUCUUACAGGACCGAAAUGACGUUCUGCUGGAAAUAUUGGAGCAACGCAGUGCUGAAAUUCGUAGCCUUAAACUUCGUGUAUCAAACAUGACUAAAUCCGACGAUGAAUCAAAAUUAACCGAAAAGAAAGACAAUGGUGAGGAAUCGUGGUCGCCGGCGGAACUAUCAAAGGCAUACAGUCUGCAAAAACUGAGUAAAUCGUUUUAUAGUUACGUUCAGGAUCGCUUCUCGCUGCCACUUCCGCCAGCGAUAGACGUUGAUCGAUUUAUUGACUGCAUCACUGUAACGAAGGGCCUCCUAACGAGUAUGAUGCAAAUAUUGGAAUUCGAUGGUGAGACAAUGAGCGAAGUGGAACGGGUCACAAUUUUACAAAUAAGCGAACUGAAAAUGGAGUCAAUGUACGAAUACGACGAUAAUUUAGAUAAUAUCAUCGGACCUCAUUCACGCAUGACCGUUGUAGUGGCGAAGGGACUGUACAGCGAUUGGAGUCAAGCGGUCUAUUUGAACUUCGACUUAACGACGAUGAAAGACAUCCUGAACAUGAUUAUCGAAGAGCUGCACAAGAUCAAAUUUCCCGUCGUUGCGUGUGUCUGUAAAUAUGUGGACGGCGAGACAAGCAUCUGGUCCGAAUUUAACAUCGGCAUGGGCUGUAAUUAUUUUUCGCAUCCGGUCACCACCGAAUUCAUUUACACUUUUUAUUACAUCAAUGAUUUGAUGCUGGCGACGCGGAACAAUUUCGUUGAGAAUGGAUUCACCACCGACACUUGCCGCAUUAAUACUUCACCAUUGGAAGAACUGAUAAAAGUGCACGAUCUACGAUUUCCCAUACGAAGUGAGACGUUAACAACGAAAUGUGAUAACAUUAGCAAUGUCGUUAACCUUUUCUCCAAACAUACGUCGAGCCUGCUGCGGAUAUUAAUGCCACAAAAUGAAAUAGCGACGAGUCUGGCCGAUUUCUGUGCAGUUUUAGACUCGUUCUAUCGACUGAUGAACUCCGAAAAUGGUAUCGCCGUUUCGGGUGACGAUCAUGCGGCCGAAGAGCCGUACGGUAAAAAUAUUGAAUAUCAAAAUGACAUCCUCAACGAAACUCAGCUGCAUUUCUACAAACUACGUUGCCCGGGCAAUAGUAAGAUGUCCGAAUUUCAACGUGCAACAAUGAUGUGCAUUGAGUCGCUGAAAAUGUUGCAACAUUCGACGAAACAAAAAUUCAAAGUGGACUGCUUUCCGACCCGAAACAUAACCGGUGAAUAUUUAAAGAAACGAAUCCAGCAAUCGCUUACAGCAAACCACGAAACACUGGCCCAUUUAACGCCACUCAAAUCGAUGGGAGUGGUAAAGGAUAUCUUUCUGCAAGCGAAAAGUGCCGACUCGUUGAUGUUUGAAACAACAGCCAAACUAUUUUUCGACGACGACAUAGACACCACGCUGCCCGAAUCGCAUUAUGUUGACUUGCUGAUCGAUUGGAUUGCUGAGAAAUAUGAGAAGAAGCACACCAACACGAAUAACGACGAUUUCAUCAAGAAAAUGCACAAAUUCGAGGAACAGUUCCAGUCCAUUCAAAAUCCACAAUUUAAAAUUGCCGAAAAUUCGGUGACGAAAGUGUUUAAAAAACUCAAAUCGCACACGUUCGGUAUGUUUUUGGAAGUGAUCCAUAAGUUCGUUGUCCAGAGACAUUUACUACGGAUGAAGUAUUUGAACGCUGUGUCGGCAAUGCGUAUGGUUGAACCAAAUUAGAGAAGAAAAAAAUUAUUAUUUUUUUUAGUAUUUCCUCUUGUGUUACGAAAUGUGUGAUUGACGAAAAGUUUUGUUUUUAUUUUGAAUUUUUUUUAUUUUUGUUUUUUUUACAAAUUGAAUUUGAUAGAUACAUAUGUUUCGUUUAUGUGUUUAUACACAUAUGUUUAAGGUAAGGACUCUAAUAUAUACAUAUAAUCCUCUUGAGUGGCAUUACACACACAACGCACACUCUAUAAUAAAUCUAAACUAAGAAAAAGAAAUGUAAAUUACUUCGUAAAUAAAUGUUAUUUACCUAAACA
This is a messenger RNA of Bradysia coprophila, 5570 nucleotides long. RefSeq lists its product as uncharacterized. NCBI's taxonomy places the organism in Eukaryota, Metazoa, Arthropoda, Insecta, Diptera, Sciaridae. The record is from RefSeq and is a predicted model, not a curated record.